Messenger RNA from Lachancea fermentati, 345 nucleotides. The record is from the annotation of a GenBank genome assembly. Lineage: Eukaryota; Fungi; Ascomycota; Saccharomycetes; Saccharomycetales; Saccharomycetaceae.
AUGUCUGAAGUCAUUGAAGGUAACGUUAAGAUUGACAGAUUGUCUCCAGGUGACGGUAACACCUUCCCAAAAGCUGGUGACUUGGUAACUAUUCAUUACACUGGUACCCUAGAAAAUGGUCAAAAGUUCGAUUCCUCUGUCGACAGAGGUUCUCCAUUCCAGUGCAACAUUGGUGUCGGUCAGGUCAUCAAGGGUUGGGAUGCUGCCAUUCCAAAAUUGUCCGUUGGUGAAAAGGCUAGAUUGACGAUUCCAGGCCCAUACGCUUAUGGUCCUCGUGGUUUCCCAGGCUUGAUCCCUCCUAACGCCACCUUGGUUUUUGACGUGGAGUUGUUGAAAGUUAACUAA